Messenger RNA from Brassica napus (rape), 3048 nucleotides. RefSeq lists its product as uncharacterized. NCBI's taxonomy places the organism in Eukaryota, Viridiplantae, Streptophyta, Magnoliopsida, Brassicales, Brassicaceae. Gene Ontology annotation, molecular function: RNA-DNA hybrid ribonuclease activity; nucleic acid binding. The transcript has a single exon. Bases 1 to 3048 code for a protein of 1015 amino acids. The record is from RefSeq and is a predicted model, not a curated record.
AUGCUGUCAAACGACCAACACGAUUUUGUCGAGAUGACGGAUCUUCGAAUUAAGCUUAACUCGAAGAUCCCGGAUCUUCGCGAAAAACUCAAACGAUGCAAGAUCGAUCGUUCGAAAGCGGAGCCAGAGCCGAUCGUUCCAUACCAACGCCAGACUCAAGAUCUGCGUACACGUCUCAAUUCACUUAGAGCUGAACGAACGGUACGACCCGAGGAAGAACAACAAGAGCAGUUUCAGCACUUGAACGUAAUUAUGGGAGGAUCCCCUCCUGGCAACGACUCCGUCAGAUCUGUGAAAGCGUUCCGACGGAAGGCAGUCACAACUAAGCGCUGGCCUACCACUCCAGAGGCUAGUCCUCCAAUCACCUUUUCCGCCGAAGACGCAGCAGGUGUCCACAUGCCUCACAACGACUCACUCCUCGUUGACAUCGGAAUUAGUGACUGCACGGUCACCAAAGUCCUUGUGGACACUGGCAGUUCAGUCGAUCUCAUCUUUAAAAGAACACUCAUCAAGAUGGGGGUAAGCCUCGACGACAUGAAACCUUCCGCGCGAUCGCUAACAGGUUUUAACGGGUCAACCGAGACCAUGCUCGGAACGAUACGCUUGCGAGUGUACGCCGAAGGCAUCGCCAAAAACGUCAAGUUCUCCGUCAUCGACGUUCACGCUCCAUAUAACGCAAUCCUGGGCACACCAUGGAUCCAUGCGAUGAAGGCUAUCCCUUCGACCUAUCACCAAUGUAUCAAAUUUCCUGGUAACGAUGGACGGAUCAUUACUCUUCGGGGCGACCAAGCAGCUGCUCGAGAUCUCCUCGUUGCCGAGAUAAAAAACCGCAAGGCAACUUCCCACGUUAACUCAGUCGCCAAACCAAUCCAGAAGAUAUACCCUUUCAAAGAAGAGAUUCUCGAGGUAACCAUCGACGACAGUGAUCAAACCAAGAUCGUCCGAAUCGGCGCUCAUCUUCCCGACGACACGAAGGACAAGAUCAUUUCGUUUCUCAGGGAUAAUGUCUCCACUUUUGCUUGGUCUACCUCCGACAUGAAAGGGAUCGACCCGGGCGUCACUACACACGAGCUCAACGUCGAUCCAACAUUCAAACCAAUCCGUCAAAAAAGGCGCAAGCUCGGCCCCGAACGAUCAAAGGCCGUCAACGAAGAGGUCGACCGAUUGCUGAGCGCAGGUUCCAUCACGGAAGUGAAGUAUCCCGAAUGGCUAGCAAAUCCAGUCGUCGUAAAGAAGAAGAAUGGCAAAUGGAGGGUCUGCGUCGAUUUCACAGACCUCAACAAAGCAUGUCCUAAAGACAGCUUUCCUCUCCCUCACAUUGAUCGACUGGUCGAAUCAACAGCGGGAAACGAGCUACUGACGUUCAUGGACGCCUUUUCCGGUUACAACCAAAUAAUGAUGCAUCCAGACGAUCGAGAGAAAACAGCGUUCAUCACUGACCGCGGGAUAUACUGCUACAAGGUAAUGCCCUUUGGUCUAAAGAAUGCUGGCGCAACGUACCAACGACUCGUCAAUAAGAUGUUCGCCGAGCGAUUGGGAGCCACAAUGGAAGUGUACAUUGAUGACAUGCUGGUAAAGUCCCAAAAGGCAACAGACCAUAUCGACCAUCUCAAAGAUUGUUUCUUCAUUUUGAACAAGUACGGGAUGAAGCUUAAUCCAACGAAAUGCACCUUCGGCGUAACAUCCGGUGAAUUCCUUGGAUACAUAGUCACUCAAAGGGGGAUUGAGGCGAACCCAAAGCAGAUAACUGCCAUCCUCGACCUUCCUAGUCCCAAAAACAGUCGCGAGGUACAACGGUUGACCGGUCGAAUCGCAGCCCUCAAUCGAUUUAUAUCACGGUCGACUGAUAAAUGCCUCCCGUUUUACGACCUGCUGCGCGGCAACAAGAAAUUCAUUUGGAACGAACGCUGCGAAGAAGCAUUCGAACAGCUCAAGCGUUAUCUUACGACGCCGCCCGUGUUGGCCAAGCCAGACAAAGGAGAUACGUUGUACCUGUAUAUUGCAGUCUCUGACGCGGCUGUGAGUAGCGUGCUCGUCAAAGAUGAACGAGGCGAGCAACGUCCAAUAUUCUAUACCAGCCAACGCAUGACGGACGCAGAAACUCGCUAUUCGACACUCGAAAAGAUGGCGCUGGCGGUUAUGACUUCAGCGAGGAAACUUCGGCCUUAUUUCCAAUCUCAUUCGAUCAUCGUCCUGACAAACCUACCACUACGAACCGUCAUGCAGAACUCCAAUCACUCGGGUAGACUUUCGAAGUGGGCCAUCGAGCUUAGUGAAUACGACGUCACGUUUCAAAGCAAACCAGCCGCGAAGUCCCAAGUGUUGGCGGAUUUUCUCAUCGAGCUAACACCGGAACUCGAACAAGAUUUACAACUGCCCGACGCCACCUGGAUCUUGCACGUCGACGGGUCAUCCUCCACUAAGGGCUCUGGAAUCGGUAUCCACCUCCAAUCCCCCACAGGCGAGUUGCUCCAGCAAUCAUUCCGACUUGGUUUCAAAGCAUCUAACAAUGAAGCAGAGUACGAAUCUCUCAUUGCUGGAUUACGACUUGCGCAAGCAGUCCAAGCAAAGCGCAUCCACGCCUACUGCGACUCUCAAUUGGUUGCUAACCAAUUUAGCGGGGACUACGACGCUAGGAACGAACGAAUGGACGCCUACCUUAAAGUUGUACAAGACCUAACCAAAACAUUCGAGUCUUUUCAACUAACAAGGAUUCCCCGCGGAGAAAACGUCUGUGCAGAUGCUCUAGCGGCGCUUGGGAGCAACCCAAGAGAUCAAGUAAAGCGGACCAUCCCAAUUCAACAGAUUGACAAACCAAGCAUCACUCUACCGCACGAUGAGAGCGAUCACGUAGUAGCAAUCGACGCGUCAGAAGAGAUGGAUACAAGCGAAUCAAGCGAUCGACUGUGUGACUGGCGAACCCCAUUUAUUCGUUUUCUUUCAGAUGGAUCGCUUCCGCAAAACAAAUGGGAGGCCCGUCGACGGAAAACCAAGAGUGCGAACUACGUUCUCAUCGAUGGGAGACUACGUUCGGUACGAGUUUGGUAG